This is a messenger RNA of Cheilinus undulatus (humphead wrasse), 7628 nucleotides long. It is a transcript of the gene pnpla7a, whose product is annotated as patatin-like phospholipase domain containing 7a. Gene Ontology annotation, cellular component: endoplasmic reticulum. Gene Ontology annotation, biological process: lipid metabolic process. The coding region runs from base 327 to 4379 and encodes 1350 amino acids. The transcript has 36 exons. Lineage: Eukaryota; Metazoa; Chordata; Actinopteri; Labriformes; Labridae. The record is from RefSeq and is a predicted model, not a curated record. Gene Ontology annotation, molecular function: phosphatidylcholine lysophospholipase A1 activity.
UGUUUUGUUCUUUUUUUAUAUUACAUUGAAAGCUUUUCUCUUUUAGUUACAGCUUCGUUUUUCCAGGACACGCUGAGACGCCUUCAUUUGAGGUUGUAAACAGGAAGACUGGGAUGUGUAUGAUCCGGUCCUGAUUGGACGAGCGCACCGAACGGUACCAAGGCAACAGAAGUCAUCAAAACCCUCGUUGGUUGCCGUUGGAAAAUGGGCGGGGCAAAGCAAGUGACAGCACAGAGAAAACUUUGUUAGCUUACCUGCUUACUUUCCUCUAUCGCCUCUUAGGAAUGACAUUUUCUUGAAGGAGUACACCGCUAGCCCUCGUAAAGAUGAAUUGCCAUGAUGAGGAGGAUGGCCCUUUGUGUAAAUGGCCGAGUGUGCUCAGUCCCUACAGCAAAAGUGAAUUUACUGCACGAGUGCAAAAGUUUGUGGAGGAGAGGAUGCAGACCACCAUGCUUACUGGUGCACUGAUAGGAGCAGCAGUUGCAGUCUCACUUAUCGGGAUUGUGGUUCUCUUCCUUUACCGGAGGUUUAAGCUUGCUCGAGAACAACAGUCUGGUGUCCCGCAUUAUCGCUUCAGAAAACGAGAUAAAGUGCUCUUCUAUGGACGCAAGAUAAUGCGAAAGGUCCAGACUCUGUCCUCGAUUCCUCCUCCCCCAUCUACCUCAGUGUCAAAGCAACCACAGCGAAUACGUAAAAGAACCAAAGUUCUAAGCAUAGCUCGCAAAAUACUGAGGAUCCGUAAAGAUCCCCCCACACUACAGCCAAAGGAACCGCCUCCCUCCCUGCUGGAGGCUGACCUGACGGAGUUUGAUGUACAGAGUUCAAACCUGCCCUCAGAGGUCCUCUACAUGCUGAAGAAUGUCAGGGUCUUGGGUCAUUUUGAGAAACCGCUUUUCCUUGAGCUGUGUCGGCACAUGGUGUUCAUCGAGCUGCAGGAGGGGGAAGUUCUUUUCAGACCAGGAGAUGAUGAUGAUAGCAUUUUUGUGGUCCAAGACGGACAACUGGAGCUCUGCAUCCAGGAGAACGAUGGUACAGAGCCAGUCGUAAAGGAUGUGCACCCAGGAGACAGCGUCCACAGCCUACUCAGUAUUCUGGACAUCAUCACUGGUUAUCCUGCUCCAUACAAGACUGUCUCUGCCCGGGCAGCUACUCGCUCCACCAUCCUACGUUUACCUGCAUCAGCCUUUGAGUCUGUGUUUAAGAAAUACCCAGAAACGCUUGUUCGUGUCAUUCAGAUAAUCAUGGUGCGCCUCCAAAGAGUCACCUUCUUGGCGUUACAUAACUAUCUGGGCCUCACAACUGAGCUCUUCAAUCCGGAGAGUCAAGCUGUGCCCUUGACCAACAUAAACAGCAUGAUAGUGGAGUCAAAUUCGGGGAAAACCGUCCGUCGUUUGCACUUUCAGGACGAGUUACCUCCUGGGACCACAGAAAGCCCCACCGAGACAGAUGGCGGAAAGGACAGCCCUUCAAACAGUCACAGGAAGCUGCGAUCCACAUCAGUGCCCACCGACUGUGCAGGUAAUGACCUCAACAUGGCUUGUGAGCGAGCUAGAGUUACCAUAGAGGAGGCUCCACCCAGUCCAGUCAUCCCUCCCAAAUCCAGUCUGAAGAAGAGUGUGACAAUGCAGCACACUCCCUCUGAAGUGUUUCACUACACAGACAGCGGGGGGCACUCUGAUGCCAUCCACCUCAGUAAGAGCUGCACGAUCCUGCAGGCUGCCAAGAAGGACCUGCUGGGGAUCAUCCAGCUGCAGGACCCCAGUCUACUCGAAGGCAGAGUGACCCUGCAUCAAGUCAAAGCUGGUUCUGUGGUGGCUCGUCAAGGAGACCAGGAAGUGAGCAUCCAGUUUGUCAUUUCUGGCCUCCUCCAUGUUUACCAGCGGAUGAUUGACCGUGAAGAAGAGACGCGUCUGUUUGUGACGCACCCAGGAGAGCUUGUCGGUCAGCUCGCUGUCCUGACCGGAGAGCCGCUCAUCUUCACUGUUCGAGCCCAGCGAGACUGCAGCUUCCUCUCCAUUUCCAAGACCCACUUCUAUGAGAUAAUGCGAGUUGAGCCAAAGGUUGUUUUGAACGUGGCUCACACAGUGGUGAAGAGGAUGUCGUCUUUUGUCAGACAGAUAGACUUUGCUCUUGAUUGGAUGGCUGUGGAAGCUGGUAGAGCGGUCUAUAGGCAGGGGGAGAAAUCAGACAGCACUUUCAUUGUGCUGAGUGGUCGACUGCGCUCUGUCAUCCUGAAGGAGGAUGGCAAGAAGGAACUGAUAGGAGAGUACGGUCGUGGGGACCUGAUUGGAGUGGUGGAGGCCCUGACCCAUCAGAACAGAGCUACCACAGUACACGCCGUACGCGACUCCGAGCUCGCAAAGUUACCAGAAGGAGCGCUCAGCUCCAUCAAGAGGAAGUUCCCACAGGUUGUCACCAGGUUGAUCCACUUACUCGGACAGAAGAUCCUCCAGCAGGUCAAUGGUCCUCUGACAGCACGUAGUUUGGCUCUGCACACCCCAGGCAGCAAGUGGGAUGCAGGAAACCAAGCCUCCAACCUUUCCACUGUAGCAGUCCUGCCUGUUUCAGAAGAGGUGCCUUUGACUGCCUUCACUCUGGAGUUGCAGCAUGCACUCACUGCAAUAGGUCCCACUCUUCUGCUGACAAGUGAUAUCAUCAAACAGCGACUUGGAGCUGCCGCAUUAGACAGCGUGCAUGAGUACCGUCUGUCCAGCUGGCUGGGCCAACAGGAAGACAUCCAUCGCAUUGUUCUUUACCAAACUGACUACACACUGACCCCGUGGACACAGCGUUGCAUCCGUCAGGCUGAUUGCAUCAUCAUAGUGGGACUUGGAGAGCAGGACCCUGCCGUUGGGGAGCUGGAGCGUAUGUUAGAAGGCAGCGCAGUGCGGGCCCAGAAGCAGCUGGUGCUUUUGCACAGAGAAGACGGCCCACCACCCAAAGGGACCGUGGACUGGCUCAACAUGCGAAGCUGGAUCUCCAGACACCUACACCUGUCUUGUCCCCGAAGGGUCUUCUCCAAGAGAAGCCCACCCAAACUGUUGGAGCUGUAUCAGCGUGUGUUUGAGAAACCAGCAGAUCGCCAUUCAGACUUCUCCCGCCUUGCUCGAGUCCUCACAGGAAAUGCUAUUGCACUUAUCCUGGGAGGAGGGGGAGCCAGGGGCUGUUCCCAGGUGGGGAUAAUGCGAGCUUUGUGUGAAGCUGGUAUCCCAGUGGACCUCAUUGGUGGUGUCUCGAUUGGUUCCCUAAUGGGGGCGCUGUAUGCUGAGGACCGUAGCCAUAGCCGCAUGAGGAUGAGAGCCAAGGAAUGGGCAAUGGAAAUGACAUCAGUGUUUAAGAAGGUUCUGGAUCUGACAUACCCAAUCACCUCCAUGUUUUCAGGCGCUUCCUUCAACUCCAGCAUCAGCAAUGUCUUCAAAAGCAAACAGAUUGAGGACCUUUGGAUCCCGUAUUUUAAUAUCACUACCGACAUCACUGCCUCAGCCAUGAGAGUACACACUGAUGGCUCCCUGUGGCGGUACGUCCGUGCCAGCAUGUCUCUAUCUGGAUACCUGCCUCCUCUCUGUGACCCCAAAGACGGACACCUGCUGAUGGACGGAGGCUACAUCAACAACCUGCCAGCUGAUGUGGCUCGCUCCAUGGGGGCCAAAGUGGUGAUAGCUAUCGACGUGGGCAGCCGGGAUGAAACCAACCUCACUAAUUAUGGCGAUGCGCUCUCUGGCUGGUGGCUGCUAUGGAAACGCCUCAACCCCCUGGCAGAGAAAGUAAAGGUGUUAAACAUGGCAGAGAUUCAGACGAGGUUGGCCUACGUGUGCUGCGUGAGGCAGCUAGAGUCUGUGAAGAACAGUGACUACUGCGAGUACAUCAGACCUCCAAUUGACAGAUACAGGACUCUGGAGUUUGGAAAGUUUGAUGAGAUUGCUGAGGUGGGAUACCAGCAUGGAAAGACCGUGUUUGACGUGUGGAGUCGCAGCGGAGUGGUGGAAAAGAUGAUGAAAGACAGACAUCAGGAGGAGUUUCACAACACACAAAGCAAGAACAAUGUGGUUACAUGUCCCAAUGCAUCUUUUACUGACUUGGCUGAAAUUGUGUCCCGUAUCGAGCCCGUCAAAUGUCCAGUGGUGGAUGAGGAGUCAGACUACCACACUGACUAUGAGGAGGAGGCUCUGGAGAGCGCUCUGUCUGACAUGGAGCUAUACAAUCAGUGCCACGAAGAGCACACUGAAGGGGAGGAGACGGCUGACACGGAUGAAGAACUGGAAGAAAGAGGUGCACACCGCAUCACCUCAGUCACCAGCAGCCACCCUCCUACUGCAUCCAUCAGUCCACUUCACAUGCCAUCAAACCAGGAAGUCCUUUCCAAGAAGUCCAUUAAGUGAAGAGUGGCCUGAUGAACUCCACUCUCAAACAGGUCAUCUUGAUUUAACCUGCCUGUCUCUCUCAUGUUUCACCCUCCGUCCAUCCCGCACGACUUCAAACCUGGUCUCUGACCCUGAGACUGUCAGCAUGACAGAUUAGCAUUUUGCCCUCGGUAGCAUGGCCUCGUUAAUUGUGUGGCUGACGGAACAACAGAUGGUCCUUCUCAAAAAAACACAUGGAGCUGGCAUGAAAGUUUAUCAACUGUAGGUCCUAGGCAUUCCUAUUCUACAAUAGCAGCUGCAGUCAUUUCUCAUAUUGAGAUACUCCAUGAGGCUUUACAGAAAUCACAACAAUGCAGUGAAGAUAGAAAUACAGGUAUUAUUUCCAUGAAAUAUUUAUUACAUAAACCACGGUAGAAUGUAUAAAUGUUUGUAAAUUACAGUUAGAGGACAGAAAGUAGGUGUUAGGCUUUGAUUUAAGUUAGUUAACUUUCUCCAACUUGAGACACGCAGACACAUUUCCAAGAGUUUUUAAGUAUUCAUCUCUGAGAUUUCUGCCAGACUUAAAAAUAAAUGCCAACAUUUCCAAAGGAAUAGAAAGAAAAAAAUAUACAGUAUUUCUGCCUUUUUGGCUAACUUUGUAGUUUUUAAUAAUAAUUUAUUUAUUUUUGGCUGUUGACACUUCUGCAAGCUGCAGAGGAUCCCUCAAAAAACUGUUAAUUCAGUUUUGUAUUGGCAUGAAUGUAACAUUGACAACAAUGUCGUGCAUCAGAAUGCGAUGCUUUAUUUGUCUAAGGGAGAAAAAAUGCUCUUUGGUUGAGCUGCUCACAGUGGACAUUAUUUAUCUAAAUAAUCUGCAGAAUACUUUGGAAGUAGAAUUGGAAUUUCAAAAUACAUAAUUAAGAAAACAUAAAUGUCACAUGCAGACCUGUAAGUGGCCCACUAUGUUUUCUCUGGUCUGCUGCCCAUCAGCACUUUACAUCCUGUUGAUCCUAUGAGAUGAUAAUGUAACUCCAGAGUUUCCAUGGUAGAAGGACUGGUAGGAUAACACGCCCUUAAAUGUUUUGUACACUUGUUUUCCUAAUGAUCCUCUCCAACACUCCAUCUCCAAACUUGUCUAAAACCAGAAAGAACAUGACGAGCAGAGCACUGUCAGCCCAGUUCAGUUUUAUCCAGGUUGUCGGGCUGUGGAGGGGAGUAAUGACAGUAAUCCACUUCAAAGCACAAGUUUCCCUCUCAGCUGGCCGGUCCUCCCAUCUGUUUCUGGCUUGAAUCUAUCAGACUCUGAGUGAGCAACAGACAGUGAAGAUCUGUUGGCUGAACUCCGUAGCUCCACUUAUUUCCGUACAGAUUUUGUCAAGGAGCUGUUUGCAGCAGGAGCAGGCUGGUUUUUUGCAGGAACAUGCUGUUACACAAGUUAUUUGACUUGUUAAGACGGAACUUAGCUUAUUCUACUUACAUGUUUGGAUCAAGUUUUCACUUUUGGAUCAGUAAGGGAAAAAAAGGUCUAAAAUUGAUGCAAAAAAUGUGUUUGUCAAAAAAAGUAAUUUGUGUGUUGAUGUGUUUUUGUUAUCAAUCUACACCAGUGUAGCCCUAGAAGAUGCUAAACAGCCACAUCAGCUUGACAAUCAUUCCAGAUAUGUAACACUAUGCACUAAUGAACUAACAAAGCAAGUUAUAACCACGUUUAACAUGCCUCUAUAUAUGAAAGAGGGUAAUCUCAUCACAAGUAGGGCUACAAACAGUUAUUUUGUAGUAUGUAUGUGUGACCAUCUCAAACAGCUUUUCAAUUAACAAAAUAAUCUUUGACUAUUUAAUGUCAGAAUAGUGAAAGGAGAAAUCAAAAUGGACCCUGGUGACAUUUUUAAAUUGUACGUUUUCCCUUAAACAAACAGUUAAAACCCAAAGAUCUCCUGUAGCUGUAUAGUGAUUCUCUGGAAAAAAGAACAAACCCACAAAUCUGAAAAGUUCUGACAUUUUCUGCCUCAUGGGGAAAACAACUAAAGUUGUUGAUCGUCAUGUAGUGAAAUGCAUUUUGUAUUGUUUCAGCCUUAAUUUACCUCAUAACUCUGCAUUAGAAACAUUAUCUUCAAGCAGCCCUUAAAUCAGCUUUUUAUAGAAUAGACCAAAUUCCCACUGCAGCCAUUUUCCUGUGACGGCACACUUAGAGUAUGACAAUAUUGUGAUCGCUACUAUGGAUGUUCCCUGGAUACCAACUCCUAUUCCAGUUGAGCUCAGAUUUUACACACUUUUAGACAAGUAGAAUAAAAUGAAGAAAAACAGUCAGAAAAGAGCAUAACUACUGCCUACCUUCAAUUCUCCUUGCAGGUUAAUAUCCACAUACCUGUGCUUAAUAUGUUAGAUCGAUUGUAGGCCUGAAUUUAUAGAAAAAAAUGUAUCAAUAAAAAGCCUAACCAACUAAUGCAGUAAAAUCUAAAAUCUAGUAGAAUAUAAUCUUACCCUAAAGGUGACAUCGUGGGAAUAUGGUCUACUAUCACAAAGCACACAACUUUAUUAUACAGACUCAGACUUAUGACAUCUCAGUUCUUAAAUUCAUUUUUCCUUACUGCCUGGCAAAAAUGAUAAAAUACGCAUGAGCUAGAAUCAGCAAGCCAAUAAAUGAAGCUGUGAUCAUUAGAAUAUCAAUGCAACAUUUUCUUUUUACUUGAUUGUGCACUGUGUGAGCCUCCCUGUAUGAGGCUGCGAUCUGAGGUCAUACUGGUGCUACAGUGCCUGCAGCCUUACAUAUGUAGACAGUGGUAGGGACUCUGUCAUAAACACCACUGGGAUCCCAUAUGGUGUGGGUCUGACAGAAUCUGCAUGCAAUGGAUGAGAACAAGACAGGAAUUGGAAAAGUUUGCAGUUUAGCAAUGAGGUAAUGUUUUUUGUAUUUUGUUUUUUUUUUGUGGCGGUCAUUCUGUACUUUUGGGUUGUUUCCAAAAAGCAAGCACAAUAAAUUGAUGUUGUCUGGCAGGAUGAAUGUUUGACUUCCUUAUUAAAUGGGACAUGGUAAUGGAUGAGAGCCUUAUGUAAUGUGUGGAUCUGUGCCACAGAGUUAAUGUAACAAAGCCUUAGAUGAUGAAAUGGAAAUAAGAAACCACUUGUGCCCUGAUUUUGGCAUACAUUUUGAUCACUAAAAAACAUUUAUGAAUGAAGUUUACCUACAAGCCUGUAAUGUAUCAUACCUGUUAUGUGUCUAUAUAUUUAUGUUAUUUGAUAAAUGUUUGUUUUUGAUAUUUGAUUUUAACUAAUAAACCACUUUAGCUGUUA